This is a messenger RNA of Halichondria panicea, 3065 nucleotides long. RefSeq lists its product as uncharacterized. NCBI's taxonomy places the organism in Eukaryota, Metazoa, Porifera, Demospongiae, Suberitida, Halichondriidae. Bases 145 to 2859 code for a protein of 904 amino acids. Gene Ontology annotation, molecular function: GTPase activator activity. Gene Ontology annotation, biological process: activation of GTPase activity. The record is from RefSeq and is a predicted model, not a curated record. The transcript is spliced from 5 exons.
AAAUCCCUGUAUUGGAGAAAAAUUGGUUAGGAAUGAGCCAGAAUUCAAUCUUGUUACGUAAUGUUCACGUGACAGGCACUUCCGCUCAAGACAUUGAACUCUGCAAAGGUCUGUAUUAUUAAUUUUCUGUUUCCCCGUGAGGCAAUGGCUACUAUUGUACCUGAUGUUAUAGCUAGUAACCAGCCAAACAGCCCAGCUGUUAGUGGAAAGCUGACUCUUGUCUUCGACAUCCACUUUAACAAGAAAUUUUGGUUACAAAAGCAACAAGUUCGCAGUCUCACCCUCUAUAGGAGUCCCGCUAGACUGAGGGAUAUCACUGAGCACCUUGAGCCACAGCUGCUACUGCCUAGUGGCCUUGGAAGAAAUUUACUACUACAGGCUGUGUGUGAGUUAUCUGUGGGAAGGAAACCCAUUAUCGUGCCGCUGGUAUGUGAAGAGAUAUGGAAAAUCAUCUUGCAAAAGUACCCACACUCUCGUCUCAAGAUUUUGAUAAAUGAACAACGGUCGCUAGUGAUUACACACAGAAGAUCUUGUCAUGAAUGGCUCUUCGGCAGGCAAGUCAAGAACAUAGACAUUUCGUCUUACCUUCCAAGUGAUGGACUUAUUCCUGAUGACAUUUUCGAACUGUGUUGCACCAUAUUUGAUAAAAGAACCUCUGUAAAACAGUCAUUGAGAAAGGGUGUGUGGAUGCAUUUAGUUGGCGUGUUUCCCCCGGAACUGAAGGCAAGAGAACAGAGAGAGAGAUAUAUAGAAAAACUGAGAAUGGUCUACGACUCACUCAAAGGAAAAAGGAAAGGAGAAGAGAGUGCCAAAAUGAACCAGCUUGUUGAGGCAGUAUACCGAGAUGCAGUUCGGACUGAUCCAAGUCAUGCUUUCUACAGCAAAGACAUCACAACCACAGAGAGCUUGAGUCCAGACUCAAUAUCCAAUAUCCACAGUCAAUCUAAUGUUCAGAAGCUGGUGAACAUUAUCACAAUCUACAUCCUGGAACACGAGGAAGUAUCCUACACUCAGGGAAUGACCGACUUGCUCAGCCCAUUCCUCUUUGUGAUGAAACGUGAAGCUGAUGCAUACAUUUGCUUUGCAUCUAUGCUUGAAAGAAUCAAAGGUCACUUCAAUACUUGGUGUGAAGGCACUCUCCUUAAGAUUGAACGCCUUAGACAUAUUUGUGAGGUGUUAGAUCCUGAGCUCUUCCAUUUUCUGACUGACAGAAUCGAAGAGGACGCCUUUGCAUUAUUCUUUGGAAUGGUCCUUAUAGAAUGCAGGAGGGAAUUUUCUUUUGAUGAUUCUUUUCAACUUUUUGAAGCAAUAUGGGCAAGUGUGAUAUGUAUAAAAGGUAUCCCUCCUCAGCAGUCCAGUUUGUCAACUUCAGAAUCGGCCAAAUUUAUGACUAACCAGUCAAAAGAAGUGAUCCAACAGGUUUUUGGGGAAACUCUAACACCAUACUCUGCCAAGCGUUUGCCCCGAUCCUCUUCUGGUACUAUCACUGUAAAUACAACAUCACUAUCAAAAAAUCCCUCACUCAAUUCUGUGGAAUCCCAAAUUGACCCGAACCAAUCAGUGUUGCCUCAAGUCCCUGCAUCACAUGACACAUCUCCUGCAAACCAAGCAAGUGAGGACUCAAUGAGUAACCCUUCUGUGCACUCUAUUGAAACUUACCAGCAAACUGUUACUGUUGACAUUGAAGAUGAUGUCAAAAAUACACAAGAAUUUAGACCACGAUCACACACAGACCCGAACAUUACACUUAAUAGCGAAGAUGUGAUUGUAAAAACAGAAUCCGGCAAACAAACCAUAGGUGCACACCUUAACCUCUCACCUAGCCAUCUUUCGACACACUCUCGGUCUGAAGGUGAGCUAUACGAUAGCUUCAGUAGUGGAAAAUUCCUUAUUAAUCCUGUAAAGAGAAAAAUACCCACUGAAAUGGCUGACUUAAGCAGUGUAUCUAGCAAUACAAUCAGUGCGAGUGAAAAUUCACACAAAAGUGCAUUAAAAUCUGGAAUUGAAUGUAGUAGAAGUGCCACUAAUAGCCCCAAGACAUCAUCUGAGCGAAGUUUUGUAUUGUCCACUGAGUCAAACAGCCUUUUAUUUAGUGUGUGUCAUACAGCUAGCGAGGAAAAUUCUCCAGGCCAAAAUCAAUGUAGUGCCAGCCAUUCUAAUUCUCCUCACUCUAGAAGAGCAAUUACUACUGAGUCUAUGGCUGACGAAACACAUUUAUCGAUUGACUACCGAGCGUCAAAUACAAGCGAACCCAGCAGAAAUCAAAGCCCAAGUAUAAUAAUUGAUGAUAGUGCCUAUACCAGUGACACUGAGGCACAAAGGUCUCGAAUAACUCCAGUAGCAUUCUUUGAUGUAAUGGGUACCAUAGCCUCUUCUGCCCCCGAAAACGAAUGUGGUGAUGAUCAGAAUAUUGUACCUGACCACAAUCGCUCUAGAGUUAACUCUGACAUGAGUCUGAUGGUGUCGCAAUUUUCAGUAGGUGAACAAGGUAACCCUCGCGUAACAAGAGAGACAUCUCUCUCCAUUCCUGUCUCUGACUGUUUCCCGCUUUUUGUUUGCAUGUCUAUUCUGUCCCAACAUAGAGUUCGAAUUAUGCACCCGUCCACUGAUUUCGUUGGGCUCUCUGUAGUACUGAAUACGCAAGCUGGCAAACAAAAUGUGGAAAAAACUUUGUAUGUAGCUAGGGACCUAUAUCGAAUUUACAAAAGCUAUCAAGUAAACUUUUUUGGAGAGGAUGGACAAUCACUUAACACAUGGCUAGAUGAUGAUCAAAUUAAUAACGAAGGUAAUAGGCAUGUCAGAAGUGCUGUGCAUCAGCUGAAGUAUGACCACAAAAGCAGUGCUGAAUAUCCACAAUAACACACAUAUAUUUUUUUAUCCGAAGUAUAUAAUUUAUUAUAGGUAUAAUUAAUAUUUAUAUAUAUAUAGGAGUUUUAUGUAGGAAGGAGUUUUAUGUAGGAGUUUGUUUUGUGAAAAUUAACUAUCAGUAAUAACAGGAGCACAUAAAAAUGUGCUCCUGGUAAUAAUGAUACAAUGCUUUACUUAUAAUGAUUUAAAUUCCUUUG